AUGGACCUGGAGGACCACAGCACUGCCUCCCCACAAGUGUACUUCAUUCAACAUCCAAUUGCUCAGCAGCCAGAGGUGACCAUUCUCCAGCAGAUGCCGUGGACACUUCCUCAGUCCAGCUGCACAAGCCACAUCAGAGAAAAUUUAAUAGAGCUCAUGAUGAUACAAAAUGCCCAGAUGCAUCAAGUGAUAAUGAACAAUCUGGCUAUGUCAGCAGCAGCAUGCUUUGAAUCCAACCUGACACAGCAGAUGCCCCUUAUCCCCUGGCAGACAGAGGAUGAAGAAGAGGUUGAUAUGGUAUUCCACCACCAUUAUGCACCCUAUCCAAGCAUCCUUCCAUUCAGAACAUGGCAACCCCCAUCUCAGUCCUCAGUUUUAACCCAGCAGCAGCCAAUCAUUCGCCAUGUGGGCCCAGACCUUCAGUCAACUGGGAGACAAGAUGAUGGUCAAGUGGUACCCCCACCCCCACCUCCAAGUGCCACUGGAACAGUGACAGCUGAUGUCCUACCAGCUUCAGAAUACUAUGACUACACUGAGCAAUGGAGAUGA
Candoia aspera is the source of this 549-nucleotide messenger RNA. RefSeq names its product proline rich 29 (gene PRR29). The record is from RefSeq and is a predicted model, not a curated record. Lineage: Eukaryota; Metazoa; Chordata; Lepidosauria; Squamata; Candoiidae. Bases 1 to 549 code for a protein of 182 amino acids. The transcript is spliced from 6 exons.